AUGGAUGCAGGGUUGUACAGGUGCAGGAAGAGCUGUAGACUAAGGUGGUUGAACUAUUUGAAGCCAAAUAUCAAGAGAGGAGAGUUUACAGAGGAUGAAGUAGAUCUACUAAUUAGGCUUCACAAGCUUUUAGGAAACAGGUGGUCAUUGAUUGCUGGAAGACUUCCAGGAAGGACAUCGAACGGUGUGAAAAAUUAUUGGAACACCCGACUGCGGACGAAUUCUCUCGUGAAAAGGACUACGAAAGAAAAAUUCCAAGAAACAAUAAAGCCCAUCGUAAUAAGGCCUCAACCGCGAAGUUUCACCAAAAGUUCAAAUUGUUUGAGUUUUAAAGAACCAAUUUUGGACCAUACUCAACUAGAAAAGAAUUUUAGUACGCCAUCACAAACAUCAACAUCAACAUCAACAAGGAUUGGAAGUGAUUGGUGGGAGACCUUUUUAGAUGACAAGGAUGAUGCUACUGAAAGAGCUACAGGUUCUGGUCUCGGGUUAGAUGAAGAACUGCUCGCAAAUUUUUGGGUCGAUGAUGAUAUGCCACAAUCGGCAAGAACAUGCAUCAAUUUUUCUGAAGAAGAACUGAGUAUAGAACCAGCCAAAAGUACUCAAAUUCCCCCGGCUGCAGCCCUUUCCUACCAAUUCUCUGCCAACUGGUCGAUCUGCGCCCUUCCCAAGUGAUUUCGCUUUUAACUUGGACCUUUGGAAUCAUUCAAAAGAAGAAUAAAGUAGUU
Molecule: messenger RNA, 728 nt
Organism: Prunus mume (Japanese apricot)
Lineage: Eukaryota; Viridiplantae; Streptophyta; Magnoliopsida; Rosales; Rosaceae
Source: RefSeq, a predicted model, not a curated record